AUGACCACUACUUACCAAGAACCUCACCAAGAUGAUCACCAUGACGACGAAACCGGCAAUGAAAAUUUCGGUACAGGUCGAUCUUAUGACUGUGUAUUUUGCAAGAGGGGUUUCACCAAUGCACAGGCAUUAGGUGGACAUAUGAAUAUUCACAGAAGAGAUAGAGCUAGAACUAGUAGUAGGAAUGCUAUGGUUAUUCCUAAUCAACCUAUUCCGAAUCAUCAAAAGAACAACAUUAAUGAUUAUUCAUCGAUGCAUGGGGGGUACUUACGUGCAAAUUCUACAGAUGAAGUGUGUGUUUCUCCGGUAAUGAUGGAUCCACUGGUGAACUACAACAGGUAUUAUUCGUCUUCACCUUCUUCUGCGUCUACUCGAAGCACUAGUAGGCACCAAGCUCUACCACCACAGCAGCCAUUGAGGUUGUUCGAAGAAGAUAAUCGGUAUACGGGUUUAGGGUUACGAAUGAGUUAUUAUGCAGAAGAAAUGAAACAAAAUGAUAAUGAAAUUCAUCAAGAAGUUGAUUUAGAGCUUCGACUUGGACUAGUUAAGUGA
This is a messenger RNA of Papaver somniferum (opium poppy), 552 nucleotides long. RefSeq names its product transcriptional regulator SUPERMAN-like. The transcript has 2 exons. The coding region runs from base 1 to 552 and encodes 183 amino acids. NCBI's taxonomy places the organism in Eukaryota, Viridiplantae, Streptophyta, Magnoliopsida, Ranunculales, Papaveraceae. The record is from RefSeq and is a predicted model, not a curated record.